This is a messenger RNA of Wickerhamiella sorbophila, 2346 nucleotides long. RefSeq names its product Aconitate hydratase, mitochondrial. The coding region runs from base 1 to 2346 and encodes 781 amino acids. Gene Ontology annotation, cellular component: mitochondrion; cytosol. The record is from RefSeq and is a predicted model, not a curated record. The transcript has a single exon. Gene Ontology annotation, molecular function: 4 iron, 4 sulfur cluster binding; aconitate hydratase activity. NCBI's taxonomy places the organism in Eukaryota, Fungi, Ascomycota, Dipodascomycetes, Dipodascales, Trichomonascaceae. Gene Ontology annotation, biological process: tricarboxylic acid cycle.
AUGCUUUCGAGAACUAGCGUUGCUCGGGCUGGUGCCCGUAUGGCACGGUCGUACUCUGCCGUUACCCUCGAUUCGAAGGUCAACAUGAACGUGUGGGAAAAGGAUACUUUUGUCAACUACAAGAAGAACCUUGAGAACGUCAAGAUUGUCAAGGAGCGUCUUGGCCGUCCUUUGACCUACGGUGAGAAGAUUCUAUACGGCCACUUGGACAACCCGCACGAGCAGGAGAUCGAGCGCGGUGUUUCUUACCUCAAGUUGCGCCCCGAUCGUGUUGCUUGCCAGGAUGCGACCGCCCAAAUGGCUAUCCUGCAGUUCAUGUCUGCUGGCAUGGACAAGGUCGCAACCCCCUCCACUGUGCACUGCGACCACUUGAUUCAGGCCCAGACCGGUGGUCCUGAGGACUUGGCUCGUGCCAUCGACAUCAACAAGGAGGUCUACGACUUCCUCGGCUCUGCCACCUCCAAGUACAACAUGGGUUUCUGGGGCCCCGGCUCUGGUAUCAUCCACCAGAUCAUCCUUGAGAACUACGCCUUCCCCGGUGCUCUUCUCAUCGGUACCGACUCCCACACCCCCAACGCUGGUGGUCUUGGCCAGCUUGCUAUUGGUGUCGGUGGUGCUGAUGCCGUCGACGUCAUGGCUGACUUGCCCUGGGAGCUCAAGGCGCCCAAGUACAUUGGUGUCAAGCUCACUGGCCGCAUGAGCGGCUGGACCUCCGCUAAGGAUGUCAUCCUUAAGGUUGCCGGCAUCACCACCGUCAAGGGUGGUACCGGUGCCAUUGUCGAGUACUUUGGCGACGGUGUCGAUGCUCUUUCUUGCACUGGUAUGGGUACCAUUUGCAACAUGGGUGCUGAGAUUGGUGCCACCACCUCCGUUUUCCCCUUCAACAAGAGCAUGGUCGACUACCUUAAGGCCACUGAGCGCUCUGCUAUUGCUGACUUUGCCCAGCUCUACCACAAGGAGCUCUUGUCUGCUGACGAGGGUGCCGAGUACGACCAGUUGAUCGAGAUCGACCUCAACACUCUCGAGCCCUACGUCAACGGUCCCUUCACUCCCGAUUUGGCCACCCCCAUCUCCAAGAUGAAGGAGGUUGCCGUUCAGGAGGGCUGGCCCCUGGAGAUCAAAGUCGGUUUGAUCGGCUCUUGCACCAACUCCUCUUACGAGGACAUGUCUCGUGCCGCCAACAUCGCCCGUGACGCCAUGGCCCACGGUCUUAAGGCCAAGUCUAUCUUCACCGUUACCCCCGGUUCCGAGCAGGUCCGUGCUACCAUCGAGCGUGAUGGCCAGCUCCAGACCUUCCUUGACUUUGGCGGUAUUGUCCUUGCUAACGCUUGCGGCCCCUGCAUUGGUCAGUGGGAUCGUCGUGACAUCAAGAAGGGUGACAAGAACACUAUUGUCUCUUCUUACAACCGUAACUUCACUGGUCGUAACGACUCGAACCCCGAGACCCACGCCUUUGUUGCCUCCCCCGACGUUGUCACUGCCUUUGCCAUUGCCGGUGACUUGCGCUUCAACCCCAUGACCGACUCUCUCAAGAGUGCCGACGGCAAGGAGUUCAUGCUUGCUGAGCCCAAGGGUGACGGUCUGCCCUCCAAGGGCUUCGACCGCGGCCAGGAUACUUACCGCGCUCCCCCCGCUGACCGCAGCACCGUUGAGGUCAAGAUCUCUCCUACCUCCGACCGUCUGCAGAAGCUGACUCCCUUCAAGCCUUGGGACGGUACUGACGGUAAGGACAUGCCCAUCCUUAUCAAGUCUCUUGGCAAGACCACCACUGACCACAUUUCUCAGGCCGGUCCUUGGCUCAAGUACCGUGGUCACUUGCAGAACAUCUCCAACAACUACAUGAUUGGCGCCAUCAACGCUGUUAACGGCGAGGCCAACAACGUGCAGAACGUCUUCACCGGCAAGUGGGACGGUGUUCCUGAGACCGCUAUCGCCUACCGCGACCAGGGUGUCCGCUGGGUUGUUGUUGGUGGUGAGAACUUUGGUGAGGGUUCUUCUCGUGAGCACGCCGCUCUCGAGCCCCGCUACCUCGGUGGCUUCGCCAUCAUCACCAAGUCGUUCGCCCGUAUCCACGAGACCAACUUGAAGAAGCAGGGUCUGCUGCCCCUUAACUUCGUCAACCCCGCCGACUACGACAAGAUCAACCCCGAGGACCGCAUCGACCUCGUUGGCCUUAACGAGCUUGCCCCCGGCAAGAAUGUCAAGAUGGUCGUCCACCCUAAGGAUGGUGCCGCUUGGGAGACCGAGCUGUCCCACACUUACAACUCUGAGCAGAUCGCUUGGUUCAAGGCCGGCUCUGCUUUGAACCGCAUGGCCGAGCUCCACCGCGAGAGUGCUAGCGCUUAA